Messenger RNA from Kluyveromyces marxianus DMKU3-1042, 906 nucleotides. RefSeq names its product Gvp36p (gene GVP36). NCBI's taxonomy places the organism in Eukaryota, Fungi, Ascomycota, Saccharomycetes, Saccharomycetales, Saccharomycetaceae. The record is from RefSeq and is a predicted model, not a curated record. The coding region runs from base 1 to 906 and encodes 301 amino acids. The transcript has a single exon.
AUGUCUCAAUACUUUGGUACCUUUUCCAAAAAAGUUCAGGAACUGUCUAGCUCAGUGUCCCAAAAAGCCCAAGAAGCUCAAUUAGACCAAAAGUUUAAGGACUUGAAGACCAACACUUCUCUCUUUGCCAAUUCCACACAACGUCUGAUCCAGGAGAAGUUAGGCCAAGUCACCGAUAUUUCCCAAUUGCCAGAUGAGUACACGCAGCUUGAAAACAGGGUUGACAAGAUCAAGUUGAUCUACGAGAACUUUUUGAAAGUCACCAAGAUAUACGAAAAUGAGAGCUAUGAUUACCCAGGAAACAUUAAGGAAUCUGUCGAUGAGUUUUCUAAGACUGUAGGCGGUAAGUUGCACGAAUUAUCCAAGGCUACAAACCGGGAACAAGCUCAAAGUGCUCUAUUGUCCUCUCAGUUGAAGGAGCCAAAGACUCUAAACUACGCAUUGAGUAAAGUCGCGUUGACGAGCAGCGAACACGUCGAGGAUGAUGUAUUGGCUAACUUCUUGGCUAAAUACAGCGAUGUACAAACUAAGAUUGCCCAAUUGAGGCUACAACAGGACACCAUGAUCCAAACUAAGUUCAACAAGGCAAUCAAGGAGAAACUAGAUCAAGAAAUUGCUGCAUCCACCAAGGCUCGUAAAUUGGUCGAGCAAAAGAGAUUGCAAUACGAUGUUGUUAGAUCUAACAGAUUGAAGAACACCAAGCCAGAAAAGCAAGCUGCUUUACAAGUGGAGGAAAGCACUUACGAAGAAGAAUUUGCCAAGGCCACAGAUGAUGCUAUCAUUGCAAUGAGCAAGGUCGUAGAGUUAGCUGACUUCACUACCAACUUACAAGAAUUAGUCGCUGCUCAAUUAGCUUAUCACAAGAACUCGGCAGAGCUCUUGGAGGAGUUAGUGAAUGAGUCGUAA